CACGCGAAGCCGUUCAGUAAACGCGCCCAAAGAAGGAAUCGAACAGGGCCGGGCUGUUGAGUAAGCGCCCAGGGCCGUUUAGUAAACGCCGAUUGUCGGGUCCGGGUGGUCACGAUGGCGCGCGAGCUGAGGCGAGCUUGGGAUGGUGCUCCGCAUUGAGCGCCAACGGCCUGCAUCGGGCCCUCCUCGCAGCCGCGGCCGCCGCCGAGGGACGCCCCGCGGCGGCCACCGAGGGACCCCCGAGGGCGGCGCCGAGGUCCGCGCCUGGUGGCAGAGGGCCCCCCCGCAUGGGGGUCAGGCAAGCCAGGGACGACCAGAGGUCGGCGACGGGGGCCUGCAGCACGGUGCCCAGCGCCGGCAGCAGAGAGCUGCCCUCGGUCGUCCUGCAGCCCGACGUGCAGCGGCGGCCCCCGGACGCACGGCCCGCGGGAUCCUUCCGGGCGGGGGCCAGCCAACGCUCGCGCGGAGGCCGCGGGGCAACCUCUCGCAGGACAUCCCGAAGCUGGCAGGCAGCUCCGCGCUGUGGGCGAGGGCGAGGACCCUGCGGCCGAGAGCUCCCUUGUUGGUCUCGACGAGCACAGCGGCGGGGGCUCGAUUGGGCGAGGCCCCCAAGAUGGGGGGCACCGGCCAGGCCUCGCCACCAGGAGGCCCCAGAGAGCCGGGCGCCGAGGUCCGCCAAGCCACCGCCGACGGCGUCGCCGCACCUCUGGAGAAGGACCCGCCCGGCGGAAGCCUGCCCCGAAGGUCCUCCCCAUAGGGUCAGGUCGGACAAAGCCCUCCUCCAGGCGGGGUUCUGCCCCCUCCCCCAAAAAAACUCCAACAAGAUAUCAAGGGUAGUCAGAAAAUCGUCCCGGGACUACGUUUCAACUAUCUAUCUUUG
Prorocentrum cordatum is the source of this 880-nucleotide messenger RNA. Lineage: Eukaryota; Dinophyceae; Prorocentrales; Prorocentraceae. The record is from the annotation of a GenBank genome assembly.